This is a messenger RNA of Opisthorchis viverrini, 189 nucleotides long. RefSeq lists its product as hypothetical. The annotation marks the transcript as partial. The transcript has a single exon. NCBI's taxonomy places the organism in Eukaryota, Metazoa, Platyhelminthes, Trematoda, Opisthorchiida, Opisthorchiidae. The record is from RefSeq and is a predicted model, not a curated record.
AUGGAUUGCUGGACCAAAUACGGUGGAGGCUCCGGUUACCUACUGAUUACCACACAAACGGGACCGAUGACUCCGAUGGUUUGGUCUCAACAACGUUGCGCGAGAGCAACCAUUCAGCUCCACCGGAUUACUGGAUGGGAGGCCGUGGGCGAAUGUUUGGACGGAGGUGCCUUUUUCCGCGUUGCUUGA